Messenger RNA from Pelobates fuscus (common spadefoot toad), 1558 nucleotides. Its product is annotated as butyrophilin subfamily 2 member A1-like. Lineage: Eukaryota; Metazoa; Chordata; Amphibia; Anura; Pelobatidae. The transcript is spliced from 11 exons. Gene Ontology annotation, molecular function: signaling receptor binding. Gene Ontology annotation, biological process: T cell receptor signaling pathway; regulation of cytokine production. The record is from RefSeq and is a predicted model, not a curated record. Gene Ontology annotation, cellular component: external side of plasma membrane. The coding region runs from base 84 to 1556 and encodes 490 amino acids.
ACUUUUGCUAGAAGCUGUAGAAUGUAUUUCUUUUUAACGCCUUUAAAUAUAACAUGGAGUGAUUGAUCAAAUACAUUAAAAGAAUGUCGACUUCAACAGUUAUCUGGAUUGUUCGAAUAUCAUUGAUUCUAUCUAUUCACAAAUCCAAUGCAGUAAAUUUCAACGUCAUUGCUCCUUCAGUUAGCAAUGCAACAAUUGGUUCUACAGCAGUAUUGCAUUGUGAUCUUGACCCUGCAACCAAUGCUGAAAAUAUGGAAAUAAGGUGGUACAAAUCAAAUCCAAUUCCUUACGUGCAUCUUUACGUUAAAGGAACUAAUGAAGUUACUGAGCAGAUGCCAGAAUUUCAAGGAAGAACAGAACUCAACAUUGAGCACUCUGGAAAAACUAGGAUUUUUCUUCACAUUCAUAAUGUGAGGCCCUCUGAUGAAGGAGAUUACAAUUGUUUCUUUGCCUCAGAUUCCUUUUAUAACGGUGCUAUUCAGACAUUGGAGGUGGCAGCAAUGGGAUCUGAUCCAACUAUUCAUACUGAAAAUUAUGUGAAUGAUGGGAUAAGACUUUCAUGUAGAUCGAAAGGCUGGUAUCCCAAACCUCAAGUGAUAUGGAGAUCUGAAAAUGAGGCCCAUUUACCACAUUCAGUGUCUGAAGUAUCCAAGAAUAAAGAUGGUUUAUAUGAAAUCAAAGCUUUUGUAAAUGCAAACUCCAAUGUUACAUAUUCAUGUGGAGUCAGGAACCCUAUAUUAAAACAUGAUGUACAAUCAUCAAUCCAUAUUUCAGAUGUAUUGCUGGCAAAUCUAAAAAGGAACUACGUUUCACGUUUCAUAAUGAUGUAUUCCGUUUUUUGUGCCUUCAUCGCAUUCAUAAUUAUGCUUAUCAAAGGCCAUGCAGAUAAUCUGACAUCUAUAAAAGGUGUUCAUUCUUCAGAAAAAGGUAAACAAAAAUUCAAUUUGCACAUCGAAAGUCCAGAUUUGGUCAAUGACAAUAUUCUGAGUUGUAAAGAAUUGGAGCAAAGUGCAAAACAAAACUCCAUCAACUUCGAGUUCUAUAAAAUCUGGAGCCCUGUAAAAGAAUCAGUGACACUAAACAUCCUGACGGUACCAAGACGCAUUUGUAAUAAAAUAGAAAUAACAAACAGCCAAAUAUAUAUGAAGAAAAGAGAAUCCAUAUUGAUUGACAGGUCUGAGAAAUUGAGUGCAUAUGCACUUGGGAAUGAAGGAUUUACAUCAGGAAAGCACUUCUGGGUGGUGGAAAUGCUUGAUGAUUGGAACGGAUGCAUUGUGGGUGUAGCAGAAUCCUUUGUGCAGAAAAAUUAUUUGAUUAUUCCCAAUCAAAAAAAUGGGAUUUAUUCUGUGUGGAUUUGGAAAACGGACAUCAAAGAGAAGGACUCAGUAUCCAAGACUUUAAAGCUUAGAGUAUGUUUAGAUUAUGAAGGUAAAACAAUAUCUGUGUUUAAUUAUGAAGCUAAAGGAUUUAUUCACAAAAGAUACUUUCGUACUGGCUUCAAAAAUAAAAUGUUCCCAUUUUUCCGUAUCACCCCUGGAGCUAAAAUUGAACUUUGAUA